Thunnus maccoyii (southern bluefin tuna) is the source of this 1221-nucleotide messenger RNA. RefSeq lists its product as uncharacterized. The record is from RefSeq and is a predicted model, not a curated record. Gene Ontology annotation, biological process: adaptive immune response. Lineage: Eukaryota; Metazoa; Chordata; Actinopteri; Scombriformes; Scombridae. The transcript has 4 exons. Gene Ontology annotation, molecular function: signaling receptor activity. The coding region runs from base 72 to 785 and encodes 237 amino acids. Gene Ontology annotation, cellular component: membrane.
CGUGUCAGUCAGUCAGGCUGCUGCAUUUUGGGCUGAGUCUGCAGAGGCUUACCUGCAGCCCAACUGGCGGGAUGAAAGCCCUCUGGUGGAGCUGUGUGUUGGGAUUACUCUUCCUGCCCACUGAGGUAACACUCAACACCUGGACAGUUUCUCAAAAUCCUUCAUCCAUCUCUGUGAUAACAGUCAACUCCUCUGAUGAGAUAACAUGCUCCACAGCGUUGCCUAACCCAAUGGGGUUCUACCUGCAAAGGCGUUUCCAUAACACAAAGGACGUUGUGUUCCUGUCCUUAGAAGAAGGACGAAUCAGCAAGAAUACAACAGCUGCAGAAUUUGAAGGUCGAAUUCAUAUAACUCCAGUAAAGCAGAUAGUGCAGGGUUGUGGAUUCACCUUGAGGCUGUCCUCACUGAGGUUAGAUGACACAGACUUGUAUUACUGCAGCUGGACGUACUUCAAAUCAGAGACCAGAGUAACCCACCCCAGCAACGGCACUGUUAUCAUUGUCAAAGAGAAGGAUCCCAGUGAACAAUGCAAUUCCCAUUUUUUGGAUCUCAUCUUGAUUACCUUGAGUGUGACAGCAUUCACCAUCAUAAUGUUCCUCGUCAUUGGAGCCCUGAUUUUGAGAUGCAAACGAUUUAAAAAGGACUUCCGACCCGUGAGACCUGAGAUAACACCCAGACCUAACAGGCCUGAGCAUGUCUGUCAUCCGCGUAGAGCUCAACAUUUUCCCUACCUAGUCACAUCUGAAAAUACUUGUGGACCACUGGACUUCAGGGGCAUUCUGUAAUGCUAAAAGUUGGUGCAAUGAUGAUGAUAAGAUUCUUAGAGAAAGCUAGGUUCAAUUAAAAAUUAUUGUACAGACAGUUUUGUCUGCAUUUGUUUGAACCAGCAGCUCAAACUAGGCAAGGUGUCUCACUGUUUUGCUUUUCAUUUCCUUUUAUAUACAAAUUUAUGUUUUGUGUGCAGAAAAGUGAACUACCACAUCCUGGCUGAUGUAGGCUGUACAGGUGUGGUGCAUGUGAGCUUUGAAGAACAGCAGCAUCGCAAGCAUUUUUUUUUAUUCUAUGUGAUGCAACAAAUGUGAGCUUGACCUAUUCAGUUUUGCGUUACACUUCUUCUGUGUUUCCUUUGUGUCUUAUGAGUAGAUUUUGAACUUUCAAACAAAUGUUAACCACAGUUUUCUGCCUGAUUUGAUAUAUUCAUUAAAUCUCAACUUUUUCCAA